UUCUGUUGGCUUCUUCGUUUCGUGUUCCCCUCCUCCCUCACUUCAACGAUGCUGUGGAGAUUGUGAAUUCUACCGGCGAACCUUCAGAGGACAGCAUGAGUUCGCUGAGUCUUGCUGCUGGUCCGGACAUUUGUGAGUCGAAGCAGCGUAAUCCCUUUCGGAACUCCAAUCUGUGUGCCGUGGAUUUGCUUGGCGUUAUCUCAUCGAUAUCGUGUUCUAGCAUCAGGUUCACAGCGAUCAGGAAGGAAUUUGCUGGGGAUAGUUUCGUGGUUGCCGGUCGAUUUGGAUUGUGUGCUAAACCGGGAGUUAGAUUCAAGAACUACAAAGUUUAUGGCUUGGACGGUAUCGAUCGGUCCGUUUCGACCGUUGACUCUGUCAAAAAGACUGAGGCUGCUCAGAUUGGUGAUUCGGUAACCUCGGAGGCGAAUAUGACCCUUAAUAAUCCCGUUCCAAAAGUAUUGCAGCUCCAGGGAAAGAAUGCAGGUCGAAAGAGUGGAAGAAACAUAUGGAGUCGACUCCAGAGAAUGCAGAAAGCAUCACAACAUAAAGUUUCGAAGAUUGUUUCCGGUAGGAAUUGUUCAUCAUUUGAGGACAAGAUCAGUGAUGGUGACCUAGAGGCUGUGAUAUCUGGCAUUCAUCCUGGUUCUAGUGUGGAUCGUUGUAACUGGGUUCUAAAGGUGCUUGAGAAGAGAAGCGAGGAGAAGACUGUGGAGUUCUUUGAAUGGAUGAAUUGUCAUGGAAAGUUGAAGGAAAAUACUGAUGCAUACUGCUUAGCCCUGCGAGCAUUGGCUAGGAAGGAGGAUUGGUCUAGAGCCAUGAUGUUGCUUCAAGAAAUGACUUCUGAUGAGUGUGAAUUGAAUGCUCAGGCAUUCAAUUCAUUGAUAUAUGUCUGUGCCAAAAGGGGACUGGUCGGAUGGGGGACAAAGUGGUUUCACAUGAUGUUGGAACAAGGUAUUCGUCCUAAUGUUGCUACCAUUGGCAUGCUUAUGGGACUUUUCCAAAAGAAAUGCAGCCUUUCGCAGGCUGAGUUUGCAUUUGGUCGCAUGAGAAGCUUGAAACUGAAGUGUACCACUGCAUACUCGGCCAUGAUCGUCAUUUACACUCGUCUGGGUCUGUAUAACAAGUCAGAGGAGGUCAUCAGUGUGAUGGAUAAGGAUGAAGUUCUUCCAGAUUUGGAGAAUUGGUUAGUGCGUCUCAACGCUUACAGUCAGCAAGGCAAGAUAGAAGAGGCUGAGACUGUGUUGAAGUCAAUGCUUAAAGCAGGGAUCUCUCCGAAUAUUGUUGCAUAUAAUACCUUGAUCACUGGGUAUGGAAAGGUAGCUAAUAUGAAGGCUGCAAAGCAUCUGUUUCAAGCCCUUGAAAGUGUUGGUUUAGAUCCAGAUGAAACAACCUAUAGAUCCAUGAUUGAAGGUUUUGGCAGAACUGACAAUUACAAAGAGGCAUUGUGGUACUAUGACAAACUCAAAAAUUCAGGAUUUCAGCCAAACUCUUCCAACUUCUACACUCUAAUUAAUCUACAAGCAAGACAUGGAGAUGAAAAAGGUGCUGUUCAAACUCUUGAAGACAUGAGAAGGGCAGGUUGCCAGUAUUCUUCAAUAGUGAGUAGCCUUAUUCAGGCGUAUGAAAGGAUUGGAAUGGUAGAAAAGGUGCCUCACAUACUGGAAGCUUCUUUUUAUGAGAAUAUUUUGUUGGAUCCUACAUCAUGUUCUAUUUUAGUUAUGGCCUAUGUGAAAUGUUCAUUGCUAGAUGAUGCUUUGAGAGUUUUACAGGACAAAAGUUGGGAAGAUUGUGAUUUUGAGGAGAACUUGUACCAUUUGUUGAUAUGUUCUUGCAAGGAGGCUGGUCAUUUUGAAAAUGCUGUAAAGGUAUACAUGCAGAUGCCAAAUUCUGAGAUCCAUCAGAAUCUUCAUAUAACGUGUUCUAUGAUUGAUAUUUACAGUGCCAUGGGCAGAUUUACUGAUGCUGAGAAUCUUUAUCUAAAAUUGAAAGGCUCUGGUGUCACCUUUGAUAUGGUUGCCUAUAGUAUAGUGGUGCGGAUGUACAUCAGAGCUGGAUCACUGGAGAAUGCAUGUGUUGUUCUGGAAAUGAUGGAGAAAGAGAAAGAUAUUGUUCCAGAUAUUUAUCUUUUCCGUGACAUGCUUCGAACUUACCAAAAGUGUGGCAUGACACAGAAGUUGGCAAACGUUUAUUACUGGAUACUUAAAAGUGGCAUUGCAUGGGAUGAGGCAAUGUAUAACUGUGUCAUAAAUUGUUGUGGGCAUGCUUUACCAGUGGAUGAGCUUUCAAGGUUGUAUGAGGAAAUGAUGCAGAAUGUACAUGCUGCUAACACCAUUACUUUCAAUGUAAUGCUAGAUGUCUAUGGAAAAUCCGGGCUGCUUAAGAAGGCUAGAAAGGUAUUUUGGAUGGCUCGCAAGCAGGGUUUGGCAGAUGUUAUAUCUUACAAUACCAUGAUAGCAGCACAUGGGAAAAGCAAGGAUAUUAAGAGUAUGAAAUCUGUUAUCCAGAAAAUGCAGUCCGCAGGUUUUCCUGUUUCUCUUGAGGCAUACAAUAGCUUGUUGGAUGCAUAUGGAAAAGACAACCGACUGGAGGAGUUUAAUGAUGUUUUGCAGAAAAUGAAGGAAUUAAAAUGUGUUUCUGAUCAUUAUACAUACAACAUUAUGAUAAAUAUCUACGGGAGAAAGGGUUGGAUUGAAGAGGUCUCUCGGGUGUUUGCUGAGCUGAAGGAGCAUGGACUGGAACCUGAUUUGUAUAGUUACAACACGUUGAUCAAAGCAUAUGGAAUUGCUGGAAUGGUGGAGGAGGCUGUUAAUGUUGUGCAAGAAAUGAGACGAAAAGGAAUCAAACCUGAUCGAAUAACAUAUACUAACCUUAUAACUACCCUCCAAAGGAAUGAAAAUUUCCUGGAGGCUGUUAAGUGGUCACUCUGGAUGAGGCAGAUGGAACGCCAAGUUGAAUUCUGCCCGUCAUUAACAUGACUGCCAAAUCUGCCAAGCAAUUGGAUGUUGUGAUUGACAAUCGUUGUGGACUCAGCCCAACUGUGUCACAAAUAGGACUUUCAUUGGGAAAAAAGAACUGACACAAGGUACCUGUAUUAACUUCCACUUUGACGACGACAUCAACCAUUCUCUUCAAGAUCUCGUCAAUAUUGAAGCCUGUGACAAGUGGAUAAUGCUUGCCGAUUAUUGUGCGUGGUGUUUCUUCUUCGCUGGGGACACCCGGAGAGGGCAGCUUGAGAUCGGAUGAGAACAAGAUACUGGUGCUGGCAUGAGUAACUUGGUUGGUGUUGAGAGGAAAUAAUUCUCUUGCUCGAAUAUAAAUUUGUACUCAGUGGAGGUUGUUUAAAGACACCAAUAGUUAUAUGUACAGUACAGAGGUUGCAUCCUAUUAAUUCAAUUACAUGAUCAAAAGUAUCUCUAGUUA
This is a messenger RNA of Musa acuminata subsp. malaccensis (wild Malaysian banana), 3420 nucleotides long. Its product is annotated as pentatricopeptide repeat-containing protein At4g30825, chloroplastic. Gene Ontology annotation, cellular component: chloroplast. The record is from RefSeq and is a predicted model, not a curated record. Lineage: Eukaryota; Viridiplantae; Streptophyta; Magnoliopsida; Zingiberales; Musaceae. Gene Ontology annotation, biological process: mitochondria-nucleus signaling pathway; chloroplast-nucleus signaling pathway. Gene Ontology annotation, molecular function: protein binding.